GUGUCUGUACUCACUGUGUCACUUGAAAUCAAAAUGGCGACUCCGAGUCCUGAUUCUUUGAGAACAGAUCCUGUUAUUGUUGAGAGCUCCCAGCCUCUAGAAGAGCGGCCUUCUUCUAAAUUUACACAGGAUCCCGAUAGGGUUGAGUCUACGGAUGAGCAACCAAAUGAAGAAAAUGGAUAUGGUGUUUAUACAGAACCCGAGAAGAGUGGUGCUCAUAAUGAAUCCCAUAGUACUGUCAUUCAGUUACAAAAGAUGAAGUCUGUCCCAAACAUGGUCCCUGGCAUGGAGUAUUUGACAAAGCAUUAUUCAGAAAAAUCCGACAUUAGUUGUACGAUGAAUAGAUUGAUCGACGAUGAGAAACCCACAUCUCCUACUGAAGUGGAAUCUUCCUCAAAAUCUUCCGACUCUCUUGAUGACGAAUCGCAAACUAGCGAUAUAGAAGAAGUUAUGGAAUUUGAAAAGAAAACCAUGGAAACCCCUAGAAGUCUUUCUGUACCAAAGCCACAGAAGUUAGAUUAUCCUUUUUUGCUUGAUUUGGUGAAGACCAGUUCUGUUCCUGUGGUUAUAUGUGUUGCUACUCUCACUGGCCUCUCUCCUAAAAGAAAAGCUGAUUUAUUUCAAGAUUUUAUAAAGAUGGCUGUUCGUUUUAAAAAUUGUGAAUCAGAAACAGCAAAGCGAUAUCAUGCCAGCUUGCAGGAAAGGUGUUCAAAGGAAGGCCUGUCUUCUUUUAAUUUCAAUAUUUUGGGCAAGUCUCCUUUCAAUGACCUAAUGUGGUUGUUGGGCACCAAGCGUUCAAGUAUCAGCCUCUGUUUUCUCUGUUGCCUCCUUCAAGCUCUUAAGCUGAGAGAUAUUCCAAUGGAAUUAUUGGAUAUCGCUGAAAAUGAAGCAGAUGUGAAUAAAGAGGAUCUGAAGAAGAACAAGCAUGGGGAGUGGCUCUUUUAUGAAGUAACGAAGAGGCUAAAAGCUCUUAAGAAACAACAGGAAAAAUUGGAUCUCCUUACACCAGGUGUGACGUUCCUCACUGUCUUCAAUAUUGGCCCCAGCAAAGCAGCACAUAAUUUCCUCCCGUUUCUUGGCCAGCAUUGCAAAAGGUUACUUCCCUUAUUCUUUGCUUCAACAGCAGAUUGUACCGAAUUGUGUAAGCCAUUGAAGCCUGAGGCUUAUGAUGAGUAUAAAUCGUCCGUCAAUCAUUUGCUUAAUGCCUACGUGCCAAGACGGAAAAGUGAUAUCAGCAAAUUGGCCACUUCAUGUGGUGCUGGUAUAGAUUCCAGUGAAGUUGAAGCAUUCCUAACCACCUUCACAAGCUUUGCCAGUCUCCUCUACAUCCCCUCCUACACUGAUAUUGUCCUGCUCGAUAUUGAGAGAUUCACUGAUUGCCUCGACAAGGUCUUUGACUGUGGCCAUUCUCCGCUUGAUAAAGCAAAUUCGUUUGGAUUCAUUACUGAAGGAGCCAUUGAUAAGUUAGCAAAGGAUGAGGAGUUAGACCCCAAAAUGUUUAAGACCCUCUUGAAGUCUUUUCGUUUGGCUGUUUCAGUUCGCACAUCAAAGGUGAAGAGCAAUAAUAUUUUCUUUAUUGAAGCAGAUCGUUCGUUCUACAUUCCCAGCAUGCGUCCUACAAAAGCAACCAAUGGCCCUAAGUUCCAUUCUCUCUACCUCCAAUACAUAUCAUGUGUACCUGGUAAUAUUCAAGUUCUUUUGGAUAAAGAGAAACACGUUGAUGUUACCAUAAUCGACCAUAAAGAUAUCGUAGAAUUGAGAUUGGAACCUCGUCAUUCUACUGAAGCAUACAAAACAGCUUUCCCAUUGGUAGUUAAAGCAUGCACUGCUGCCAUGGAAGAUGUCAAGGAAUCGGUCAAUGAUUUAACGUAUCACUUUUUGUUGCGCUGUAAGGAGAGUUAUGAUCACCAGUUCAUUUAUCACAGAAUGGAAAAUGACAAGGACACUUCAUGCAAAAAAUGCAGUAAAGUUGAGCCCAGUGAUUCUUAUCCUGUUUCCUUACGGGAACAUUGGAAAUCAUCUGUUUCUAAAAUGCUUAUUGAAAGUGAUGGAAAAGAAUUAGAGACAACGAAAGAUCCCUUGGAGCUGGCUAGUCUUGCAGUGAAGCUAUCUCAAGAGUUUGUAGAUGAGAGUCAGUUGAGUUUGUUGAGACGGUUAAAAGUAGAACGAGAAGUGUGGGAUGAUAUCAAAGUCAAGACUGGUGGUGGGUGGAUGGCAUUUGCAGUGUUGCUUGAUCAGAGCUUCUUGAAGAAUUAUCUAAUUACUAUUAGUGGGCGUAUUUGUAAAUAA
This is a messenger RNA of Amphimedon queenslandica, 2289 nucleotides long. RefSeq lists its product as uncharacterized. The record is from RefSeq and is a predicted model, not a curated record. Bases 34 to 2289 code for a protein of 751 amino acids. The transcript is spliced from 8 exons. NCBI's taxonomy places the organism in Eukaryota, Metazoa, Porifera, Demospongiae, Haplosclerida, Niphatidae.